AUGGUUUGCUUAACUAGAAACUUGUUGCUACCUGUAAAAUUUGCAGUAAUUCAAUUUCUGUGUCAUUUAUCCGCCACCGUUGUUUCUGUUUCAGCAGACAAUUCAAAAUUGGCUCUUUCUUUCAGCGGUUGUGGUUUUCUGGGGACUUACCAUUUUGGAGUUUUAACGUGUCUCUCAAAGAAUAGACCGGAUUUAAACAAAAGAGUUGCUAGGUGUGCUGGGGCGUCUUCAGGUUCUCUGGUAGCUGCUGUCUCUGUGCUUGCCCCAGAAAAAAUCGAGGACGGCUUGGAUAAGAUGUAUUCUCUGGCUAAAGAAGUUAGUAGUUUACGGUUUGGCGCAUGGACUUCAGGGUUUCGCCUUAGCGAGAAGUUAGCUAGUAUCGUAGAAGCAUUUAUACCAGAUGAUAUAUCUCGCGCUCAAGAUAAUCUCUACAUAUCACUUACUAGGAGAAGGGACUAUAAGAAUGUGUUAGUAUCUCACUUCGUGUCGCGUAGUCAUCUGAUGGACUGUUUGUUUGCAAGUUGUUAUAUACCAAUGUAUUCUAUGGGUCUUGAUUUUAAUGCUCCUCGACCACUAAUUGAUGACGAGGUUUACAUAGACGGUGGUUACACUAACAAUUUACCUGUCUUCCUCGAUAUUCCAACUAUCACUAUAUCACCGUUUAGCGGCAAUGCAAUGGUGUCUCCAAAAGAUGAAGGAUCUAUUGUUCCUUUGAUGGAUUUAAACUUCCGGUUUGGUACUCAAGAGUUUAAGGUGAACAUGAAUAAUCUUUGGCGUGGACGACAAGCGUUAUUUCCUCCAUCAGUUGAAGUUCUUCGUGAUUAUUACUAUAAGGGAUAUGAAGAUAUGUUAGACUUCUUAUCUAAAAAUAAUCUCACUCUCAAUGGAUUUUAA
Enterobius vermicularis (human pinworm) is the source of this 894-nucleotide messenger RNA. Lineage: Eukaryota; Metazoa; Nematoda; Chromadorea; Rhabditida; Oxyuridae. The record is from the annotation of a GenBank genome assembly.